AUGUAUGUGUCUCAGUCAGGUUGUGUUGUGUUUUACCAGGAUAAAGGGCAGUUUGGAGGCCAGAGUGACGGUGUUUCCGCUGCAGGACUCGCUCCUGCUGAUGGUAAAAGACCGUCUGAGGAGUGUCCUGUCGCAGUGAGUCACUUCUGGUACAUGAACCACGUCUACAAGGAAGAAAUCGAACGUAUAGCGCAACGAAAUGGAGUUAAAAUGAAAAGUGAAGUCAUUGUGAAAUUUGAAGCUGAACAGGACGACGGAGCACCAGCUGCUGCUUUAUCUGACUUCACAGAUCUUGUCCAAAAGUGUUUACCUGAUUGCAACGGUUCAGUCGUGCCUCUGAAAAUUUUAGCUCCACAUAAUUGGAGGGAUGCUCUCAGAAUCAUCAGUAAACAUGAGAACAAGCUUUUAAUCACAACGACCUCUGAAGAAAUGAGCGUUUUUGGGCCAUCAACGAGCCAAGGUGUUUUCAGAAAGACUAUAAACGCCAUGCAGAAAACUGAAUCUGAAGAGGGUGAUUUCAGAUCCCAGUCUCCACACCUGAAGAUAAAAAUGACCAUCAUCGACCCUCUUACUGAUGCAGGACUAACCAUGGGGCAGGACCAGUGGAAGAAGAUAAGUUCCUGUCAUCAGCAGGUUGCCACCAUCAAAUCUAAGUUUAAUGUGGACUUUAAAGAAUCCAGCAACGGUCAGGGUGAGGUAAAUGUCAAAGCUGUUUACAACCGAGCUGGAGGAAACGCUGCCAUGGAGAGUCAUGCUGUCAGAGCUCUUCUACGUCUGUACCAGAAGGUUCUUACCUCGCCCCUGCCCCUCACACUGCCCUCUGGUGCCGCUGGGUUUAACUCUCCAUCAGAAGAAGCCUUCAACGAACCGGAGCUGAAUGGGAAUCCAUCACAGCAAAACGAUGACGCGCCUUCAGGAGUGGGUGCAACAGGAGGAGGCGAUAACGACGAAAAAUGUUCGAUAUGUUUGGAUUUAUUUACCAACAAGAAACGGCUGAAAUGCAAACAUGAAUUUUGUGAGGAUUGCCUGCGAGAAACAAAGAAGCACAAUGGUCCCAUUUGUCCGAUAUGCAAAGACGUGUUCGGUAUGAUGGAGGGAGACCAACCGGAUGGGAAGAUGACCUGGUACCAAAGUCCAGGUUCUCUCCCUGGAUUUCCAGGAUGUGGUCAUAUAAUCAUCACUUACGAUAUUCCAAGUGGGAAGCAGACGAAAAAACAUCCCAAACCCGGUGGCCACUACUCGGGCAUAUUCAGAACGGCCUAUCUUCCAGACAACAAAGAAGGGAAUGAAGUGCUGAAACUGCUGAAAACAGCCUUUGACCAGAAGUUGAUUUUCACUGUUGGGACGUCCAGAACGACUGGGCAGGACGAUCAGGUGACCUGGAAUGACAUUCACCACAAGACAUCUAUGUCAGGAGGACCAAGCUGUUUUGGGUAUCCUGACCCAGACUAUCUCAGCAGAGUCAAGGAGGAGCUGAAGGCUAAAGGCAUUAAAUAAAAACUUCUCAAAAUUUGACAAUUUACUGGAAUUCACAUGAUUUGCAUUUAGUUUGUUAAAACAAUAGUUCUGAUGUUUUCAAGU
Messenger RNA from Nematolebias whitei (Rio pearlfish), 1581 nucleotides. RefSeq lists its product as uncharacterized. Gene Ontology annotation, molecular function: metal ion binding. The transcript is spliced from 3 exons. NCBI's taxonomy places the organism in Eukaryota, Metazoa, Chordata, Actinopteri, Cyprinodontiformes, Rivulidae. Gene Ontology annotation, biological process: Notch signaling pathway; protein ubiquitination. Bases 1 to 1497 code for a protein of 498 amino acids. The record is from RefSeq and is a predicted model, not a curated record.